Molecule: messenger RNA, 819 nt
Organism: Rotaria sordida
Lineage: Eukaryota; Metazoa; Rotifera; Eurotatoria; Philodinida; Philodinidae
Source: the annotation of a GenBank genome assembly
AUGGAAGAAAGCAAGAAAAACUGUGAUUUUUGUGGAAAAAAUUAUCUUAAUUCAACAGCUGAAGAUUCAUUUGGGCGUCUUGAACGUACUCUUUCAUAUACUGCAGCAAACACUUUUAAAUAUGACCGUUGGCAUACAUUAAUUGUAUCACGUAAUCAUGAUACAUUACAUUUAACAGAAGAUGAAAUUGGUGAUAUGUUUGAAUUAGCAAAAGAAUGGUUUCACAAAGCUAAUUCAAUUGAACCAACAUAUACAUGUCCAGAGAUGAUUUGGGAUGCAAUGCCUAAAAGUGGCGCAUCACAAAUGCAUACACAUCUUCAAGUUAGUUUAGGUUUUGAUAUUUAUUAUGGAAAUAUUGAACGAAUACGACAAGGUGCUCGUUUUUAUGCGCAAAUAAAUAAUGGAAGAAAUUAUUUUAAUGAUUAUCUAUAUAUUCAUCAAGCAUUAGGAUUAACAAUACCAAUUGGAAAUGUGUAUAUAAUUGCUCAUCUGACGCCAAUUAAAGAUCUUGAAGUAAUGAUUAUUGGUGAAAAACUGGAAAAAGAUUUUUAUAAAGCAUUACAUUUAAUUUUUCGAACCUUUGUUGAUGAUCUCAAUGAAUACAGUUUUAGUUUUGGAAUGCAUUUACCACCAAUGAAUGAAUCAACUUCGAAUGGUCAUGAAUUACCCGUUAGCUGUCGUCUUGUUUUUCGUAAUCCGGUAACCAAUUUACGAGCAGAUAUGAAUGGACUUGAUUUGUAUACGAGUUCUGUGAUUGGUAAAGAUCGUUACGUGCUGUAUCAACAAUUAAAAGAAGGUGUAACAAAACGUCACAAAUAG